Molecule: messenger RNA, 976 nt
Organism: Gracilinanus agilis (Agile Gracile Mouse Opossum)
Lineage: Eukaryota; Metazoa; Chordata; Mammalia; Didelphimorphia; Didelphidae
Gene: BCAS4
Product: breast carcinoma amplified sequence 4
Exons: 5
Coding region: 1-603 (200 amino acids)
Cellular component (GO): BLOC-1 complex
Source: RefSeq, a predicted model, not a curated record
AUGAACGUGCCCGAGCCGGGUCCUGCAGCCGCCGCCGCUGCAGCCGCUGCCUUCAUGAUGCUGCUGGUGGACGGGGACGGGGAAGGGGUCGGGGUCGGGGACAGGUCGCUGCCGGAGUCACAGCCCGAGGCGCUGCACAGUGGGGCGCAGGAGCUCGCCCUCUUCUUCACUCCCGAGCCCGGGGCCGAGGUGAAGGAAGUGGAAGCCACCAUUGAAGAUAUGCUUCUCAGGCUGGAAGAGUUCUGUGGCCUGACUGACAUGAUCAGGAGUGACACGUCGCAGAUUCUGGAUGAAAAUAUUCCGCUUGUGAAAGCCAAAGUGAUGGAGAUGAAUGGCAUAUACACCAAAGUGGAUAAAUUAGAGGCAUUUGUGAAGAUGGUGGGACACCAUGUCUCCUUCCUGGAGGCACAAGUGCUCCAGGCUGAGAAAGAUUAUGGAACAUUCCCUCACACCCUUCGAAAGUGGUUACAGUCGACCAGUUUGUCGGCCUUCCGAAAUAAACAGCCCACACCAGUUCAACAGAUGUAUGAAUUGCCCACACUUUACAGAACUGAAGACUACUUUCCCAUGGAUAUGCCUGGAACAAAGUGUCCAACACCAUAGUGGAUAUCCAUUCAUGCAGCUUUUUCAGAGAUGCUGGUUCAAUCUCCUGAUUCCUGAUGAUUGAGAAUGAAAUAACAAUAUAUUUAAUAGCUCAACUUAAAAAAAUUAAACCAUUUUCUCUUGUUUCUUUGUAAAAAAAAAUUUGUGUGAAAUGCAGCCGAAAAACUCUAUUUGUGCCCAUGUGUCCAAUAUUAGUCAGAUAGACUUUUGAACAUUGUUUAUAUAUUGUCCAUAUGCAUGUUUUUCUUUUCUACUUAAUAAUGAUCAACAAGAGGAGUAAGAGUCACAGCUUUGGCUUGUUUACUGUGAAUACUUGGAGGUUAAUUUAGUCUCCUUAUUAUCUCAAUAAAAAGCAUCAAACGCCUAGCCUUGA